CAAGCUCAAGUACUAUACCCUUCCUCUCUUACACUUAUUUGUUUCCCAACUCAUAGGCAAUAUGCCGGCCACCAACGACGUGCUGAAGCUGACCGCAGAAGAGGAGGAGGAGGCGUGCGCGCGCGCCCUUCAACUGUCGUGCGGCGCCGUCCUUCCCAUGGUCCUCAAGGUGGCCAUCGAGCUCGGCCUCUUACAGAUCAUCGUCAAGUCUGGCCCAGCCACCCCACUGAGCUCCGAGGAGAUUGCCGCCCAGCUGCCGAGCGAGAACCCGGAGGCUGCAGCCGCUUGGGUCGAUCGGAUUCUCCGCUUACUCGCCGCCAACAAGAUCGUCGGCUGCGUCGUCGAGGUCGGCGCCGACGAUCGCCGCUCGCGGAAGUACCGCAUGGCACCCAUCUGCAAGUAUCUCACGGAGAAUGAGGAUGGUUCUCUAGCUAACCUGCUUCUGAUGCAUCACGAUAAAGUCUUCCUGGAUUUAUGGCACUACCUGAAGGGUUCGGUCUUGGACGGCGGCCUCCCGGUGAUGGCCGCCUACGGGAUGUCGUGUUUCGACUACCAAAGCACCGAUCCACGGUUCAACAAGAUAUUCAACGAGGCCAUGCGGGGCCACACCGCCGUUAUCGUAAACCAACUUCUCCGCACCUACGGCGGCUUCGACGACGUGAAGGUGCUCGUCGACGUGGGCGGUGGCGUCGGUGCCACCCUCGGCAUGAUCACUUCCAGACACCCCCACAUCAAGGGCAUCAACUUAGACCUCCCGCACGUCAUCUCCGGCGCACAACCCCUGCCAGGAGUGAAGCACGUUAGCGGAGACAUGUUUGAAGCUGUUCCCAGUGGAGAUGCUAUUUUCCUCAAGUGGAUUCUUCACGAUUGGAAUGAUGGGCAUUGCGCGAAGUUGCUGAACAAUUGUUGGAAGGCUCUUUCCGAGAAGGGGAAGGUGAUCGUGAUCGAAUGCAUUCUUCCAGAAGUUCCAGAGGUGACUCCGAGAGAUCAGUACAUCUACCAGUUAGAUAUCUGCAUGUUGGCCUACACAAUUGGGGGCAAAGAGAGAACGAAGCAAGAGUUCCAAGCUCUAGCAAUGGAUGCCGGUUUUACCGGAUUCAAAGCUCUUCCUGUGUUCGCCGGCACAUGCAUCAUGGAACUCACCAAGUAGACUAGAGAAUUUGAACUCUUUUCCUGAUUAUUGUGCUUCAAGAUUCUGUUCUUGAUGGAAACUUUUAUUUGGUGUGCUAAAUAAACUUCCGAUAAGAUUUAUUGGAUCGGAAUGCUCUACUGCCUAGCAAUGA
Messenger RNA from Musa acuminata subsp. malaccensis (wild Malaysian banana), 1283 nucleotides. Its product is annotated as flavone O-methyltransferase 1. Gene Ontology annotation, biological process: methylation. The record is from RefSeq and is a predicted model, not a curated record. Gene Ontology annotation, molecular function: S-adenosylmethionine-dependent methyltransferase activity; protein dimerization activity; O-methyltransferase activity. Lineage: Eukaryota; Viridiplantae; Streptophyta; Magnoliopsida; Zingiberales; Musaceae.